AUGAAUGCAAACGAAUACACCGAUUCCAAGAUUGUUAAGAAGGCAAUUUCUACAAUGCAGCGUGUAAUGCAACCGUCUAAGAAGCAGAAAGUAGAAGUUGGACCGAAUAGGCACGUGGUUGUUCAACGUUGGGGUGAAGAUAUGUUCGUUUGCAUUAGAGAAUAUUACAAAACGGUAGAAGACGGUGAAUUUAAACCUAGCCGAAAGAGAAUUAACCUAACAAUUAUGCAUUGGCGAGAACUUCUGAAACAAAGCGGAGCCGUUGAUGACAUGAUUAAAGAACUUGAAGGUGUUGGUGAAUGCAGUAUGCCUACAGAAAAGGAUGAAAAUGAUAAUGGAAAACACCUGGACGAAACAUGA
Molecule: messenger RNA, 360 nt
Organism: Anneissia japonica
Lineage: Eukaryota; Metazoa; Echinodermata; Crinoidea; Comatulida; Comatulidae
Product: activated RNA polymerase II transcriptional coactivator p15-like
Exons: 2
Coding region: 1-360 (119 amino acids)
Biological process (GO): positive regulation of transcription initiation by RNA polymerase II
Molecular function (GO): DNA binding; transcription coactivator activity
Source: RefSeq, a predicted model, not a curated record